AUGGGAGGGGCCGCCCUCUCUGAUGUGGCCUGGGGCUUCCAGAUCUCAGCCGCCGCCUGUUGCCUCCCGGAAGGACCCUCGGACGCUCACCCGCUUGACUGCCGAGCACCCCCGGCCAUGUCCGCGUUUGAAGUCCAGCCGCUGCCGGCGGAGGCCCACGAAGGGGGCGUGGCCCGGUUUGCCUGCAGGAUCUCCGCCAACCCUCCGGCCACCAUCACCUGGGAAGUCAACCGGACAGCCGUGCCAGGGGACACCGACAGAAUCACGGCCUUGCCCUCCGGAGUGCUGCAGAUCUACAACGUCCAGCAAAAGGAUGCUGGGAAUUAUCGCUGCGUCGCCUCCACGGUGACCCACCGGCGGAAGAGCACAGAGGCCGCGCUCACCGUCCUCCCAGCCCCGCCCGCAAAGUCUUUCCGCAAGCCGGCCAUCAUAGCCGGGCCACAGAACGUGACGGCCUCCCUCCACCAGACGGUCGUCUUUGAGUGCAUGGCCACUGGGCAGCCGAAGCCCAUCGUCUCCUGGAGUCGCCUGGACCACAAGUCCAUCGACGUCUUCAACACCCGGGUGCUGGGCAACGGGAACCUCCUGAUCUCCAACGUGAACGUGCAACACACGGGCGUCUACGUCUGCCGGGCGACCAUCCCGGGCACACGCAACUUCACCACGGCCAUGGCCACUCUCCUGGUGCUUGCCCCGCCCUCGUUUGUGGAGUGGCCCGAGAGCUUGACGCGGCCUCGGGCCGGCACUGCCCGCUUUGCGUGCCAGGCAGAGGGCAUCCCGGCGCCCAGGGUGGCGUGGCUGAAGAACGGGCGGAAGGUCCAUUCCAACGGCAGGAUCAAGAUGUACAACAGCAAGCUGGUGAUCAACCAGAUCAUCCCCGAGGACGACGCCAUCUACCAGUGCGUGGCGGAGAACAGCCAGGGCUCUGUCCUGGCCCGGGCCCGCCUGACGGUGGUUCUGUCCGAAGACCGGCCCAGCGCCCCCUGCAACGUCCACGCGGAGACCAUGUCGAGCUCCGCCAUCCUCCUCGCCUGGGAGAGGCCGCUGUACAACUCGGACAAGGUCAUCGCCUACUCCGUCCACUACAUGAAAGCAGAAGGCCUGAACAACGAAGAAUACCAAGUGGUGAUCGGCAACGACACCACCCACUACAUCAUCGAUGACUUGCAGGCCGCCAGCAACUACUCCUUCUACAUUGUGGCCUACAUGCCCAUGGGGGCCAGCCAGAUGUCCGACCACGUCACCCAGCACACCCUGGAAGAUGUCCCUCUGAGAGCUCCUGAGAUCAGCCUGACCAGCCGAAGCCCGACCGAUAUCCUGAUCUCCUGGCUGCCGAUUCCCGCCAAGUACCGGCGCGGCCAGGUGGUCUCCUACCGCCUGUCGUUCCGGCGCAGCACGGAGAGCACCGUCCAAGCGGUGGAGCUCCUGGGCUCGACCUACGAGUACCUGCUCAGGAACCUGAGCCCGGACACCGUCUACCUGGUCCGGAUUACGGCGGCCACGCGGAUCGGCUGGGGCGAGGCCUCUCUGUGGACUUCCCACCGGACCCCGAAAGCCACGAGUGUCAAAGCCCCAAAGUCUCCCGAGCUGCGCUUGGAGCCCCUGAACUGCACGACCAUCGCCGUGAAGUGGCAGCCGGACCUGGGGGACACGGCCGCCGUCCUGGGCUACAAGCUGUACUACAAGGAGGAGGGCCAGCAGGAGAACGACCCCAUCCUGCUGGAGGCCAGCGUCCUGACCCACACCAUCAGCGGCCUGGAUCCACGAAGGAAGUACCACGUCCGGCUGCUGGCCUACAACAGCUUGGAGGAAGGCUACCAGGCGGACCAGACCGUCAGCACCCCGGGAUGCGUCUCUGUCCGGGACCGCCUGGUGCCGCCGCCGCCUCCCCCUCACCACCUCUACGCCACGGCCAACACCUCCUCCGCCAUCUACCUCCACUGGGGGCGGCCGGCCUUCACCUCCGCGCAAGCCAUCAACUACACGGUCCGCUGUAACCCGGUGGGGCUCCAGAACGCCUCCUUGGUCCUCUACCUCCCAACGUCAGAGACCCACCUGCUGAUUCAGGGGCUGGAGCCGAACACCAAGUACGAGUUUGCCGUCCGGCUGCACGUGGACCAGUUGUCGAGCCCAUGGAGUCCGGUGCUGUACCACACGACGCUCCCUGCAGCACCCUCCGCCCCCCCACUGGGAGUGAAGGUGACGCUGAUCGAGGAGGACACCGCUUUGGUCUCUUGGAAGCCGCCGGACGGGGAGAGGACGGUCGUCUCCCGCUACACGAUCCUGUACGCCUCCCGGAAGGCCUGGAUUGCCGGAGACUGGCAGGUCUUGCACCGAGAAGGCACCCUCACGAUGGCUCUGCUGGAGCACCUCCUGGCGGGAAACGUCUACCUCGUCCAGGUCGCCGCCUCCAACGCCGCGGGCGAGGGCCCCUUCUCCAGUGCCGUGGAACUGGCCGUCUUGCCGAAGGAGGCCCCUGAGCCCAACCAGAGGCCCAAGCGGCUGGAUUCUGCCGGUGCUGCCGAGACAGCUCCCUCUGGCUACGACCCGCUGGACCAGAAGUCCAUGGCUGGCAUCAUCGCUGGCGUCUGCAUCGCCCUCACCUGCAUCCUGCUCUGCGUCCUCAUCCUCAUCUCUCGCAGCAAAGCCAGGAAGACGUCUGCGGCCAAGAGCGUCCCACCGGGCUCCGACGCGUACUCUCGCAGCAGCCUCUCUUCGGGUGGAACCGGCGAGGGGGGCAAGAGCGUGGAGGGUGUCGUGGAGAACGAGGAGGUGCUGCUACCGAUGCUGGUGGGGAACGGCUUCCUGGACGCCAAGGGGGGCACCGAUCUGAUCAUCAACAGCUACGGCCCGAUCACCAGGAGCUGCUCCCAGAAGAAAUGGAGGUUCUUCCAAGACUGGAAGGAGGGGAAGCCGGAAGAGGACCAAGGCCUGUCUCGGACGCAGCAGAAGGGGCUUCCGCCUCCGCUGAGCCCAAGAAUCGGCUGUUGGGCUGCUGCUGCUGCUGCCACCGCCGCCCCACGGGCACGGCCUCGUGUCACCCAAAUCCUCUCUGAGGGACACAGAUUUGCUGGGGCACCAAAGAUGCCCAUUGACCUGCCCAGCAGAGGGGGCCACAGAACUGCCGUUCCUUAA
Messenger RNA from Gekko japonicus, 3135 nucleotides. It is a transcript of the gene PRTG, whose product is annotated as protogenin. The coding region runs from base 1 to 3135 and encodes 1044 amino acids. The transcript is spliced from 19 exons. The record is from RefSeq and is a predicted model, not a curated record. Gene Ontology annotation, cellular component: axon; plasma membrane. NCBI's taxonomy places the organism in Eukaryota, Metazoa, Chordata, Lepidosauria, Squamata, Gekkonidae. Gene Ontology annotation, biological process: axon guidance; cell-cell adhesion. Gene Ontology annotation, molecular function: protein binding.